CGUGGGCACCGCGUCUGGAGUGCCAGCGUGGGCACCGCACCUGGGGUGUCAGCGUGGGCACCGCACCUGGGGUGGCCAGCGUGGGCACCGCACCUGGGGUAUCAGCGUGGGCAACGCACCUGGGGUAUCAGCGUGGGCACCGCACCUGGGGUAUCAGCGUGGGCACCGCACCUGGGGUAUCAGCGUGGGCACCGCACCUGGGGUAUCAGCGUGGGCACCGCACCUGGGGUGGCCAGCGUGGGCACCGCACCUGGGGUGGCCAGCGUGGGCACCGCACCUGGGGUGGCCAGCGUGGGCACCGCACCUGGGGUGGCCAGCGUGGGCACCGCACCUGGGGUAUCAGCGUGGGCACCGCACCUGGGGUAUCAGCGUGGGCACCGCUCCUGGGGUAUCAGCGUGGGCCCCGCGACUGGGGGUGGCCAGCGUGGGCCCCGCGCCUGGGGUGGCCAGCGUGGGCCCCGCGCCUGGGGUGGCCAGCGUGGGCCCCGCGCCUGGGGUGGCCAGCGUGGGCCCCGCGCCUGGGGUGGCCAGCGUGGGCCCCGCGCCUGGGGUGGCCAGCGUGGGCCCCGCGCCUGGGGUGGCCAGCGUGGGCCCCGCGCCUGGGGUGGCCAGCGUGGGCCCCGCGCCUGGGGUGGCCGCCUGGGGUGGCCAGGGGUGGCCAGCGUGGGCCCCGCGCCUGGGGUGGCCAGCGUGGGCCCCGCGCCUGGGGUGGCCAGCGUGGGCCCCGCGACUGGGGUGGCCAGCGUGGGCCCCGCGACUGGGGUGGCCAGCGUGGGCCCCGCGACUGGGGUGGCCAGCGUGGGCCCCGCGACUGGGGUGGCCAGCGUGGGCCCCGCGCCUGGGGUGGCCAGCGUGGGCCCCGCGACUGGGGAGGCCAGCGUAGGCCCCGCGACUGGGGUGGCCAGCGUGGGCCCCGCGCCUGGGGGUGGCCAGCGUGGGCCCCGCGCCUGGGGGUGGCCAGCGUGGGCCCGCACCUGGGGUGGCCAGCGUGGGCCCGCACCUGGGGUGGCCAGCGUGGGCACCGCACCUGGGGUGGCCAGCGUGGGCCCCGCGCCUGGGGUGGCCAGCGUGGGCCCGCACCUGGGGUGGCCAGCUUCGGGUCCCACAACCACAGUUCGGGUCCCACGACCACAGUUCGGGUCCCACGACCACAGUUCGGGUCCCACGACCACAGUUCGGGGUCCCACGACCACAGUUCGGGUCCCACGACCACAGUUCGGGGUCCCACGACCACAGUUCGGGGUCCCACGACCACAGGUCGGGGCCCACGACCACAGUUCGGGUCCCACGACCACAGUUCGGGUCCCACGACCACAGUUCGGGUCCCACGACCACAGUUCGGGUCCCACGACCACAGUUCGGGGUCCCACGACCACAGUUCGGGGUCCCACGACCACAGUUCGGGUCCUACGACCACAGUUCGGGUCCCACGACCACAGUUCGGGGUCCCACGACCACAGUUUGGGGUCCCACGACCACAGUUCGGGGUCCCACGACCACAGUUCGGGGUCCCACGACCACAGUUCGGGGUCCCACGACCACAGUUCGGGUCCCACGACCACAGUUCGGGUCCCACGACCACAGUUCGGGUCCCACGACCACAGUUCGGGGUCCCACGACCACAGUUCGGGUCCCACGACCACA
Procambarus clarkii (red swamp crayfish) is the source of this 1644-nucleotide messenger RNA. The record is from RefSeq and is a predicted model, not a curated record. NCBI's taxonomy places the organism in Eukaryota, Metazoa, Arthropoda, Malacostraca, Decapoda, Cambaridae.